UACCAGUGGACACACUGUGUUGUCAUGGCAACGUGGAAGCUACAGCUAUUGAAUUGCAAGAAUGAGGCCUAAAAGUUUUGUGCUUUUAGGACGUACAACAGUAACAAAACCACCGACACCGAGUCCCUGGCUGACCGCUGCCUGACCAUGACGGCUGUUGUUCGACCCGGGGCCACCAUUAUAGAGCUGUGCCAGGAUGCAGACAAGUUCCUGGAGGCCGGAGAGCUGGGGAGGGCCACGUCUCUCUACAUGUGUGCCUUUAGAACUCACGCAGCAUCCACUGUAUCUCACAUGCGAAACCUGGCGAGAUUGAGCCUGGAUGGGGUAAUCUCUACCCUGGAAUGCUGGCUCGACAGUGACGGGGAAGUCCAUCUCCCCGAGGGUCUUAAUAGAGGCCUGGUGGCUGUGUUUUUGUCCACGCUCUGCCCGAACAAUAUAUCUGCCACCAUUUUCAAAAUGGAGUCUCUGCUUUUGAGUGGUGGUCAUGGUUGCGAGGAGAUUUCCGCUCGCUGCACUGCCCUGCUUGAUGGGAAGCGAAACCCUUAUCCAGAAGGUUCGACUCGUGUGGUGUUGGAGAUAACUCGGGCCCUUGCAUGUUUGUUCUCAGAGCCUCAGAGCGUUAAGGGGCUGAACUUGUACCUCAAAGCUUUCCACAAUAACAAGACUGAAACCAUCACACUGGUCAAGAGCAGACAAGCUCAGCACCUUUCCAUAAUCUUGAAGGCCUUUACAGAUCAAAUCCUACAUUUGAAUCCCUCUCUGGUGUUUGAAAGCAAACAUUCCACAGCGACAAAGGAGGAAUUAGACAUGAAUACGGCUGAAAUGUUGGAGUUUGUGUUGGCUAUUUCACCAGGUAAUGUAGUCACGCAGGAACUUCAAGCAGCACAUUUGUUUUUGUCAGGCAGGUUUGGGGAGAGUAUAGAGAUGUACUCUGUUAUCCUACAGCAAAGUCAUAGUCAGCAAGAAACAGGCAGCAGUGCAGAAAAGUCCAUCAAAGAGACACUUGAGAGGAGAGCCAGACUCUUAACAGCUCGAGCAGCUGCCUGCUUCUCAGCAGGAGACCGCACACUGGAAGCCUGCCAAGAUCUUGGCAAGGCAUUCCAGAUCAAUCCCGCCACUACUCAAGUUUAUUUCCAAAAGCUCUUUACCGAUAAGGGCACAGGGAUGGCCGCACGCAACCACCUGUGCCAGCAGGCGGAGCGGGGCCUGUCUGGCUACAGGGAGAGGGUCACUAGUCGUCCAGACCUUCGGUCCACUGAUGGAGUAGAGCUUCUGGACCCUGUCAUAACUCAGUUACGGACUCUGUGCCAUUUGGAGCCAGACGGUGGAGGCAGAGAGCUGCGGGUUCGUCUGACUGAUUGUCUCCUUCUCAGAGGGGAGCACAAAGAGGCCCUCUCCAUAUGUGGUCAGCUUGCUGCUUCCAAAGGUCAGCAGAGCUACCAGAACACAGUGCGGGUCCUUCGCGGGUAUGCGCGACUUCUCUCCGAUGACCACAAAGGAGCGCUAGAGGAUUUUCAGGCUGUGAUUGGACACAGCGCCCCGCAUCCUUCCAGCUGUGUGCGGGCGCUCUGUGGCAGGGGUCUCCUGCGCAUGCUGAGCAGCUCGUACUACCUUGCGGCGUUGGACUAUGUGACAGCCAGCAGGCUGCAGCCUCGGGAAGCUGCACUGACGGUGCGCUGCUUGGUGCCAUGGAACUGCCGAGGGCUGCUGUUUACUGUUUUACUGGAGCAAGGAAGAGUGAUGCUGGAGGGAAUGAAGGAGAAGCAACCCACCUGCAGCACUGAUGAGCACUCCCAUCUGCACCUGGGAGAAGAUCAGCUCCAGCCCCCAUCUAAGAGAGACACCAACAGAACUGGGUAUGAUGGAGCACCAGCGACACCUGCUGGAGUCCAGUCACUGGCAGCACUUCUGAUGGAGCUCCAGCCCAGUGCUGAUGGAGCUCAAAUCCUGGCAGCAGAUGCCUUGUAUCAGCUUGGCCGAGUGGAGGAAGCAUACCGGCUGCUGCUUGCUGUUGGGCCCACCAGCCCCCGAGCACCCAUCCUGGCGCGCCUCACACUGCUGCAGCUACACAGAGGCUUCCUUUAUGACACCAACCAGCUUCUGAAAAAGCUCAUCCAGUGUGGCGAUACCAGCUGCUUGUGCCCCCUGUUGGCAGUGGCACAACAGAAGGACCGGGCCCUUCUGCAGGGACACUGUCACUCUGCUGCAAAACGCAUCCUGGAUGGCACAAGUGAAGAGAGCGCUGUCAGGGAGGCGGUGGCGUAUCUGUCCAUUGCGAUCAUGGCUUCUGGUGGUGAGGCUGCUGACUCCUUGCUGGAGAGAGCGAGGUGUUACGCCUUGCUGGGCCAACGAAAAACUGCCAUCUUUGAUUUCAGCACUAUUCUGAAAGAGAACCCGAAACAUGUGCAGGCCUUGUGUGGAAGAGGCUUCACCUAUCUCAUGCUCAACCAACAAAAGGAGUGCACUGAGGACAUCCUGGUGGCUCUUCACAUUAACAGCAACACGGUCACUAAGGACAUCCUGUCGCUCAAGGACAAGGCUCAGAAGCUGGUUUGUGAUUGGAUGCAUCAGUUGUGUCGGUCCAAACUGUCAGAUGUCCUUGUUGCAAAUGCUGUCCCCUGUCAGGAGGAGCAGCUCAGAGAGACUUUUGUAAUCAGCACAGCUCUAAUGACGACUGACUGCAGAGAUCCUAGAUGGCAUCUCCUCCAUGUUGACAUACUCUUAGCCAAAGGAGAAAUGAAAGCAGCAGCUGCUCACCUGGUACAGGUGUUUGGCCAGGAGCCCAGGGAUGGCGCGGCCCAGGCCCGGGUGGGCGUGGUGGAGGCGUGGCAGCAGAACUACCACAGUGCAGCUCACAGGUUCAGCAAACUGAUUGAGAAAGACCCCUCGAGUCUGGAGUUUUUGCUGGAUUUGAUCCCCUUAAAUCAGCAAAAACGCGUGGCACAGGCUGCAGCACAGGAGGCGAGCAGCAUGUCCUCAGGGGGUCAGUGGGACCUGGCUCUGCCCCUGCUGACUGUGGCAGUCCAAGUAACAGGUAACCAUAAACUCCAGUACUUACGCCAGCGAGCCGCCUGCCUCGCCCAGCUGGGCUUACAUGAGCAGGCUGUCGCCGACCUGGACAGAGUGAUCCAGAAACACAGUCGCUGUGAGUCCAGUUGCUCAGAAGACGCAUGCAUCCAGGCCGAGGAUCUGUGUCGGCGAGGUCGCAGCCACGUGCUCUGUAGCAGACAAGGUCUGGCUGUGGAGGACUUUAGCCGAGCCCUGGAGCUCCACAGGGACCAGGCCAUCCGAUGCAUAGAAGCUGGACUAGGGAGGCAGCAUGUGUCCGAAUGCUUCCUGCGGGGGGCGCUGCAGCAGUACGGGGAGCAGCAGCUCAGUAAAGCCUGGGCAAUGAUUGAAUCCGGACUGCUGGUGGACGGUGAGAACACAGAACUCCGUGGACUGAGGGCAAAGGUCAAACGAGAGGUCUCCAGCCCCUGCAUUGUUGGCUAGUGCUGACAUUUGCACAGGAUCUUAAACAGCACAGAAUAAUAUGUCACUCUGGUUCCUGUUUAACAGGAAUUAAAUGAAUGUGAAUCUAAUCUAGAAUUUAAAAAUCUUUUACAAACUUUUCAGAACAUGUAGUGUGCUGAUAAUUUUUACGAUGAGGACUUUAUGCAGGGUUACAGAAUGUUUGAUGUUCAAAUUAAGUUCAUAGUAUUAACAUUUGUGUUUUGUAGUAUUUAAUAUUUUCACAAUAAAUUUUAAAUAUGGUGAAAUUUAGGAACAUUUUUUUUCAUUCCGGCUUUAUUUUAUGAACCACUUCUGCACAUCACACCUUCUGGAUUAAAGCUGGAUUUUGUUUCACAUCUGUAAUGUAACGGUCUAAUUGUUGUGAAACAAUCACAAUAUGAUAUGAAAUAAAUCAUGCGGCAUAAAGUAGCAUAAUUCAGAUCACACCUACUGAAGAUAACAAAUCUAAGAAAGUGCCCAACGUGCAGGUUUGAUGGUUUCAAUGAAGAAGAGGCACAAUUUUCUUAAAUCAUGUCCACAGACAGGCAAAAAUACAACAAAAUACAAGUGUAUACUAAAAUAAACCACAAAAGACCAGUUCCAUCAAAUAUGUUUAAGUAAAAUAGUGUAUUUUUGUAUUUUUAAAACAAUCCAAAACCUGUUUGUCUGCAAAAGCAGUUUUGAUUGUACAA
Thalassophryne amazonica is the source of this 4184-nucleotide messenger RNA. RefSeq lists its product as uncharacterized. The coding region runs from base 148 to 3492 and encodes 1114 amino acids. Lineage: Eukaryota; Metazoa; Chordata; Actinopteri; Batrachoidiformes; Batrachoididae. The transcript has 8 exons. Gene Ontology annotation, molecular function: protein binding. The record is from RefSeq and is a predicted model, not a curated record.